Desarmillaria tabescens is the source of this 1977-nucleotide messenger RNA. RefSeq lists its product as uncharacterized. Bases 203 to 1843 code for a protein of 546 amino acids. The record is from RefSeq and is a predicted model, not a curated record. The transcript is spliced from 2 exons. Lineage: Eukaryota; Fungi; Basidiomycota; Agaricomycetes; Agaricales; Physalacriaceae.
CGUUAAUUAGUUUGGUUUCGUUUUUCUCUUGUUGAAAUUCAGUACAAUGUGGCUCUCAGGCAAACACGCGACGCAGCUGCAGGGUGCUUCCUCGUUAUGUCGUGAGAAAUGCUACACGUGUGAUCCGGUGCAACCGAGCAUGCUUCUCUUUCCACUACGGUCACCUCAAGGUUUUCUUUCUCACUGAUUAACUUCAGCACAGAUGUCAUCAACAACGACCGAUCUUCCUCAUACCUGUCCUAUAUGUGGAUGCUCCAUGAAAACGACGUUUUCACGUCAUGAACGUUCACCCCUUAUCUCAGAGCUGCUGAGAUGCAACGAUCCUUCGUCGGACGUCGAUCUCUCUGAUUUCCAGAACACCGUCAGGAGCGGGCCUAGGUGUCUCGCCGACCUUGAUGAGAAGAUCGCGCAGGCCAAGGAGCACCUUAAAACGUUAAUUCGCCAGCGUAGCGUUCUUGAAACAAACAUCGAUGAUGCCAGAACGCUAUCUUCUCCUAUACGAAGGAUACCAUCUGAUGUGGUCCGCGCCAUCGUUCUCGAGACGAUCCCCUCCUCAUACGAGGUUAUGAAUUCCACCGUGCAGCGAAAUAGCCUUGAUAACAGUGAAUCGCCCUGGACGUUGGCACAGGUCUCUCAUAGGUGGAGGUUAGCCAUUGUGAAAGCACCGGAAGUGUGGUCAUCCAUGUCACUAGUGAUCAACCACGAUGAAAAAACCCCUCUAGUCGCUCGUCAGAUGUUUAUGACGGGAGUACGACUCGAGAGAUCUCACCGUUUCCCUCUUACUGUGUCGCUUUCAAGUUGUGCCGAUGUAGACAUUUCUAACCAUCCAUUGAUCUUUCUCAUCUCCUCGCGCUGUUCUUCGAUAAGAAAUCUUCGCAUCGAUACUUCCCUCAUAUCUUAUCCGGCGUUCUCAUGGUGGCGAGGACGUUUAGAUCAGCUCUGUCAUCUCGCUUUUACAACCCCUUUUCCACUCAGUUCGGGCCCACUAUCGUCGGGAGGUGAAGAGAGUGUCAUUGACGCUUUUGAAUAUGCCCCCAAGCUGAAAACGGUCACAAUGAGGGCUUGCGACCGCUUUCAUUUUUCUUUCCGUUUCCCGUGGACUCAGAUUGUUCACCUUAGCCUUUCCAUUUUUGAUGGGAACGAUAUCGGAACCCUUCGACAAUUGAAGAAUCUGAAUAGUCUCCAUAUUGCAUACGAAAUGAGCGGACUCGCAGUCCCUGCAGGCCAUAGACCUAUCCUUAUCUCGACCCUCACCUCAUUGACCCUCACGGACUUAUAUGUAAGGGCAGGUCCAUUACCUUGGCCUUGGCAUUCGCGACCCCGAAACGUUCAGAUUUUCUCCUUGCUUUCCAUUCCCAAUCUUACUUAUCUGAGACUUGUCUCCUACGGGGAAUUCAACAUGUUCCCCACUAUACCGGCCCUCAAUGCGAUUACAACGCUAAAACUCGAAUUCGGUGGUACCGCUAUGUCAAGUAUGUCAGCAGACAGUGAUAACGAAGACAUAUUGCCUGAACUAUUGACGUUGCUCAAAUCUGUUUCUGAUCUCCAGCACCUUAUUAUAUCGUCUUCCUCAACGACUCCAUCACCAUACGUUGUAUCCCCCCUCGUUUCAUUACUAGUGCGCAUGUCCCUGCCUCAUCUCCGGACGCUUGACCUCCGCGGAGCAGUGAUAACUUGUAACCACGCCAGAUUCGUUGAGAUGAUUAAGGAUCGCAGCAGACACCCAGAAAUGGAUCAGAUGGAGACAUUGUAUCUUCAUUCUCCCCUCACCCUCGGUGCCGUCCACGCUCGAAUGUUGCAGAAUCUGAUUGACGGAGGGUUGAAGGUCGUUUAUGGUGAGUGACGAUUAUGGAUACGAAAGGAACCUCUGCGCUUUGAACCCCCGGGAACAUAAACCGUCGCGUUCUCUUUAUGUACCCUUGGAUUUUAGUACCACAGGCUAUCGUGCUCGGUAUUUGCUCAGUCCUCCGAUUUCAU